AUGGCAGUGACAAACAUGGACGAAGCUUCUCUCAUCUCAAACAUUGUCAACAGAGUUGCUGCUUAUGACAUCAGAAACUGGGGGCCUUACCCAGAGACCAAAGAAGGCUUUCGGCGAGCUGCCAUUUUAUUACCAAUUGCUGUCCAUCAUGGAGAAGUGGUCAUCUUGCUGACCAAACGAUCCAAAGAUUUGCGGUCACACCCGUCAGCCACAGUGUUUCCUGGCGGCAUGCGCGACCACACAGAUUCUUCAGACAUUGCAACAGCAUUACGAGAAGCAGAGGAAGAGAUUGGGUUGCCUCAACAUUGUGUUCAAGUUUUGGGUGUCCUAACCCGAGGGAUAACAUUACCCAAUACAGUUGUGUACCCAGUGGUGGGCCUGAUUCCCAAUGAUUUUGUGCCAUUUGUGAACCCGUCGGAGGUGGAGUUUGCUUUCUACAUGCCACUCAAGGACUUUAUCACAGAAGAGAAGGUCUCCUAUCAUACACACAAUAUCAGAGGCUUAUCCAUUGUUUCUCGAUCAAUCACCUUCUCUAACGGGGCUCUCACAGCUAACAUCUGGGGCUUCACAGCCAACUACUGCACUCUUCUGGCCAAAAUUAUCUUUGGUGAAGAUGACUGUCUGCCAAUCUUAGAUGAUACUAAAGAUAAACAUGUGGGUAAAGGAUUAUAUGAUGAUUUAAUCAAGUACUUUGAUUUUGUGACCACGAACUGGAAGAUGAAAUCUCACUUGUGA
Candidula unifasciata is the source of this 735-nucleotide messenger RNA. The record is from the annotation of a GenBank genome assembly. NCBI's taxonomy places the organism in Eukaryota, Metazoa, Mollusca, Gastropoda, Stylommatophora, Geomitridae.